CCCAUGGCAGCCGCAAGUAAGCAAGCAAACAGCACGCUAGGCUGCGAUUGCAAGCCUAGAAGCUGGCGGGGACAGUGCAUAUAUAGUGCAGAUACCGGCCAGUGCAUCGGAAGCAUGCGUCACUUGUGCCUCGUUGCUGUGUGGGUAGCAGCUCUCCAGCACUUGUGUGUGACAGCUCUCCACCAGCAGCAAAGGAGAGCAACCCCUGCCGCAUCUGUGGACCAGUCGCGCCGCCGGUUCGCACAAGCCGCCGCGAGUUCAUUAGUCGCAACCGCGCCCCGAGCCGCGAGCGCGGCGAACGAGACGCAACCUGAGUUCGACGCCGCCGCGUACUUCGGCAUCUUCAGCUGCGAGGGCUGGGGCCAGAAGCGCAUGCCCGGGUCGAACACGUGCAUGCCCAAGUGAGUCGGCGCGUCGUCGGUCGGUCGCGCGUCGUGGACGCGCGAGACGGCGCUCCGGCGCCGCGCGAUGAGCGCUCGAGUAAGAACUAUUCAUGUCU
This is a messenger RNA of Pelagomonas calceolata, 499 nucleotides long. Lineage: Eukaryota; Pelagophyceae; Pelagomonadales; Pelagomonadaceae. The record is from the annotation of a GenBank genome assembly.